GCACCCAAUCUAGUGCGCUUAUCACUAUUAAUGAACAAGGAGCCUCGUUUCAUCGGAUUGCAACCUGCCCUUCACAAGCUCUUCAACGACGAGAUGCCAAGACUGAAGCAACUUUGUCUCGGAUAUUUUACGUCGUGGCCAAAGGGUUAUUUCACGAACCUAACACACCUCUGUUUGUACGACCAGGAUCGAUCAUCUCGUCCUUCCACCUCCAACUUCCUCGAUAUCCUGGAAUCGUCACCUCAACUGGAGACGCUUGCGUUA
Molecule: messenger RNA, 264 nt
Organism: Desarmillaria tabescens
Lineage: Eukaryota; Fungi; Basidiomycota; Agaricomycetes; Agaricales; Physalacriaceae
Exons: 1
Source: RefSeq, a predicted model, not a curated record